AUGUGGGGUUUCAAGCCUAUACGGCAUCUCUCUGCGACGAAAUUGGACGCCAAUACUGAGAACGCACGGCAAUACCAGCCAAUCUUGGAUGAAAGGCCCGAGAAUGAGAAGGAACUAGUUGAGGGGGAAGAGCCAUACUUCUCGCAAGGCAGAGAUCGCCGUCUGGGGUCAUUUGCGUCAAAUACCGCCAAACUUACACUUUUGGCAAUAUGCGCAAUUCUGAUAUGCUGGAUCGUACAGCCACUAGUCUUGCCUCAGCAUUGCGAAAACGGCAAAACUCCAACGGUCCGCCGUGAAUGGCGCAGUCUGGCACUUGAGCGACGGAAAAACUACAUCUCCGCUCUCGAAUGCCUCGUCAAUAAGCCUUCCAAACUCCAGCCCGAUCAUCUCUCAGCUAGCCGCUUCUACGACUUCGCAUGGACACACGCACACACCGGCAGCGUUGCUCAUGAAUCAGCCGCCUUCCUCUCUUGGCACCGUUGGCUAGUUCAAUUGUUUGAAAAUACUCUGCGCGACGAAUGCGGCUAUAGCGAUCCACUUCCCUACUGGGACUGGACGAAGGACUGGAAACACAUCGAACAAGCUCCGGUCUUCUCCAUCGAGAAUGGAUUCGGAGGAAAUGGAGACCCGAAUAGAGGAUGGUGUCUGCACGAAGGACCAUUCGCAGGCGCAAAACUCCCUUUUGAAAAUUCAUCGCUGUGUCUCUCUCGUAAAUUCGCCCAAGGAACAACCUUCAACGCCUCGCAUCUGAGUUCUAGAUAUGUCUCCGUGACGCUUUCCAAAAAGACAUAUGCCGACUUCCUACUAGCUAUGGAAGAUGGCCCUCACGAUGAUAUCCCACAGGGUGUAAGGGGGACUUUCAUGUCCUUCUAUGCUCCUGCAGAUCCUCUGUUCUUUCUUCACCAUGCACAACUGGAUCGAAUCUGGUGGAUGUGGCAACGCAAGAGCGCGGCAAAUGCAAGAGCGUACGAGAGGAUUCCGGGAAAGCAUGGCAUAAAAGCCGCCCUUGGGAGUCUCACCGAUGUUUUGCCUUUUGCAGGCUUGGGGGACAAUGUUGUUGUGGAAGAGAUAAUGAACACGGAGAAGGGGAGGUUGUGUUAUCGGUAUGGAUGA
Lecanosticta acicola is the source of this 1113-nucleotide messenger RNA. NCBI's taxonomy places the organism in Eukaryota, Fungi, Ascomycota, Dothideomycetes, Mycosphaerellales, Mycosphaerellaceae. The record is from the annotation of a GenBank genome assembly.